Molecule: messenger RNA, 6261 nt
Organism: Cercocebus atys (sooty mangabey)
Lineage: Eukaryota; Metazoa; Chordata; Mammalia; Primates; Cercopithecidae
Gene: BCAR1
Product: breast cancer anti-estrogen resistance 1
Exons: 7
Coding region: 2340-4946 (868 amino acids)
Biological process (GO): cell surface receptor protein tyrosine kinase signaling pathway; cell migration
Cellular component (GO): plasma membrane; focal adhesion; cytoplasm
Molecular function (GO): protein binding
Source: RefSeq, a predicted model, not a curated record
GCCGGGGCACGCCCCCUCUUGUGCUCAUUCCUUUCCUUCGGUGGAGAGUUGGGUGGUGGGGACUGGCUGGCCUGUGAGAGCAGGUGUCGGGGUGCCUGGAGAAUCGGGGCCCAGGUACCGGGGCGGCGGGGCUGUGGGGAAAGGAGCUUUGGGGAGGAGCUGCUGACGCUUCCUGCUGGCACUGCUUGCUUGGGAGCUGGGUGGAGGCAGGGCAGGGCAGUUCCAGGUUCUGCCAGGAAAGUCACCUUGGGCUGGGGCAGGAGGCUUGGAGCCUCUGGCCGUUACUGUUUGUCGGAGCAGGAGGGUGAGCCCUAUGGACUGGUACCAUGGCCCCAGGUCUGGGCAAAGAAUGGAAAUAAGGACAGUGCCACUAGGGCCUCCUGUCUGUGCAGGAAGGGCCCUGAGACAGCUCUUCAAGCCCCUUUCCCAUUAUACGGAUGGUGCAGAUGGGGACACUGAGGUACAGAGAGACAGUUAGUUGUCCUCAGAACUGGAUCCAGAACCUGGUCUCCUGACAUGGCCCCCAGUGCAGCACCACAUGUGGCUUCUGAAUUCCCAGUCUGGGAUUGAGGAAGCUCUGGUCCUUGGGGGACCACCAUGCUCUUUUGGGAUUAUCAACUUGGUAGGGACCCUCUGGUUCCAAGGCUGUGCCUUUGUGGCCCUCUGCUGGCAUCUACUGUCCCUUUAGUGGGUCCUACCACCCUUUUCUCCUGAGCCUGGACAACUUCUUCCCUUGACCUCAGGAGCCCACAGCCAGCUGAAGCAGCUAGAACCAACCAGCAGGGGAGGUGCGCUCCAGGGGGGCUUCUUGGAGGAGGCAGUAUUGGAGUCAGACUUGAAGUGUGGGACGUGGAGUUGGGUGAUAGGGAUGUUUCUCCAGCAGAGACACUGGGCAAGCCUCUUCUUCAGCCCCCAAAAAAGGGGCUGCAGGGUGGUCUCCCUGUAAGAGGGCGGGACUCUGCUGUCUGUCAGGCCCUUCCUGGCCCUCUGAGCACAGGAGAGGCCCUGGCUCCAUCUGCAUCUUGCUGCCCUGACUUUCUCCCACCUCUAGGUGCUAGUCUGGGGCAGAAGUAGGGUGAAGGGGCGGGUCCAGCCUCCUUGAUGACUCAGUUGGGGUUGAAGGUGGGAGCUACCCCUAUUCUGGGCCUGUUGCUGUCUCUGAAGUCAGGGGUCAGCCUCACACUGAACUCUCUGCCAGAAGUCCGGAUCAUAAGCAUGAGCUCCAGCAAGUCCACUUGAGUGAACCCCGCUGAUCCUGCCUGCAGGGGUACAGGCCUGGGGCCUGCCAGCCGUCCCCACUGUCCGUGGGGUGUUUUGGGUUGGAGAUUCCAUGUCCUGAAGCAGGAGGGCCCUCCCCAUGCCACCUCCUCUGCCCAGCCUCUUAGGGACAGUGCCUGGGAUGCCCUGGCAGGAGUAGGGGCUGGGGCGUGCUUCCAGACCAUAGCUGGCCUGGGCAUAAAGGCAUCUGCUGUGGCGCUGCAACGAAAGCCAGGCUGUGCUCUGUGCUUGUGUCAGGGCACCCUUGGCAGUGGCCACCCCACAGGUGUCUUUUUAUUCCCUCCUGCUGCUGAGUGUCACCCGUGGGGCUGAGGGCCUGCACGCCUUCCCUGCCUCAUCCUCUCUGAGGUUUCACGCCCUACUAAGGCCGGCAGGACAGGAGCCAUGCUCCCCUGGGGUGGCUCUGGAACGUGGGCCCCGUGCAUAGGCUAUGUGAUCUGCCCACGCCCUUGCUGCCUGCCACCCGGGCACCCAGGACUUGAGCCCAGACCCUGGCCACCCAGUUGUCUGUGGGAGUAUUAGGGGAAGAUGCCACUAAACUGGCAGGUCCUGGAGUUCCACCCAGGAUGGGGACAUGGAGGAGGGAAGAGGAGGUGCCCCUCAGAGCCUGAGGCCAGGGCCAAGUGCGGUGAUCAGGACCCCUCCAGGAGGGUCCCGGGUGCGGAUGGCCAGUUGGGCGCACGCUCAUUGGGCCUGCAUCCGUUGGCCAUGGAGGCUCUUUGGGACAAGCAAAUAGAAUGCUCCAGAAAUAAACUUGGCCCAAGUUUGUGACGGUUCUGGGUAUGAAAGAAAGCAGUGUUUCCCAAGUGCCUGCUGUGUGUGAGGCUCCGUGCUGGGGCGGGUGCAUGUGUGUGUUGGGGGUGUGGACAGGAGGGGUGGGAAAGGCCCGUGACAUUUCCUCUCGUGGUUUCCACGAACCCAGGCAUCACCCCUGGGUGGAGAUAAAGUGGAGCCACCCGGCUCUACUGUGUCUCAGCCUGGGGUUGGCCUCUGCUGCUUCUGGACUCAGUGACCCUGGACUGUCAGGGAGCUUCUGAGCCUUGGUUUUCCUGUCUAGUAAGAUGCAGAACGUGCUGGCUAAAGCCCUCUAUGACAACGUGGCCGAGUCCCCAGAUGAGCUGUCCUUCCGAAAGGGUGACAUCAUGACGGUGCUGGAGCAGGACACGCAGGGCCUGGACGGCUGGUGGCUCUGCUCGCUGCACGGGCGCCAGGGCAUUGUUCCUGGGAACCGCCUCAAGAUCUUGGUGGGCAUGUAUGAUAAGAAGCCAGCAGGGCCUGGCCCCGGCCCCCCCACCAUCCCGGCCCAGCCUCAGCCUGGCCUCCAUGCCCCGGCGCCUCCGGCCUCCCAGUACACGCCCAUGCUCCCCACCACCUACCAGCCCCAGCCUGACAGUGUCUACCUGGUGCCCACUCCCAGCAAGGCUCAGCAAGGCCUCUACCAAGCCCCGGGUCCCAGCCCUCAGUUCCAGUCGCCCCCAGCCAAGCAGACAUCCACCUUCUCGAAGCAGACGCCCCAUCACCAGUUUCCCAGCCCCGCCGCAGACCUGUAUCAAGUGCCCCCAGGGCCUGGAGGCCCCGCCCAGGACAUUUACCAGGUGCCGCCUUCUGCCGGGAUGGGGCAUGACAUCUACCAGGUCCCCCCAUCCAUGGACACACGCAGCUGGGAGGGCACAAAGCCCCCGGCAAAGGUGGUGGUGCCCACCCGUGUGGGGCAGGGCUACGUGUAUGAGGCCGCCCAGCCGGAGCAGGACGAGUACGACAUCCCGCGACACCUGCUGGCCCCGGGGUCACAGGACAUCUAUGAUGUGCCCCCGGUUCGGGGGCUGCUUCCCAGCCAGUAUGGCCAGGAGGUGUAUGACACGCCCCCCAUGGCUGUCAAGGGUCCCAAUGGCCGAGACCCGUUGCUGGAGGUGUAUGAUGUGCCCCCCAGCGUGGAGAAGGGCCUGCCACUGUCCAGCCACCACGCGGUCUAUGACGUUCCUCCAUCGGUGAGCAAGGACGUGCCUGAUGGCCCGCUGCUCCGUGAGGAGACCUAUGAUGUGCCCCCCGCCUUUGCCAAGACCAAGCCCUUUGACCCGGCCCGCACCCCACUGGUCCUGGCUGUGCCCCCUCCAGACUCCCCGCCGGCCGAGGACGUGUAUGACGUGCCGCCCCCGGCUCCUGACCUCUACGACGUGCCCCCUGGCUUGCGGCGGCCCGGCCCAGGCACCCUGUAUGAUGUGCCCCGUGAACGGGUGCUUCCUCCUGAGGUGGCUGAUGGUGGCACGGUUGACAACGGUGUGUAUGCGGUGCCUCCCCCAGCUGAACGUGAAGCCCCGGCAGAUGGCAAGCGCCUUUCGGCCUCCAGCACUGGCAGCACACGUAGCAGCCAGUCCGCAUCCUCCUUGGAGGUGGCAGGGCCGGGCCGGGAACCCCUGGAGCUGGAAGUUGCCGUGGAGGCCCUGGCACGGCUGCAGCAGGGUGUGAGCACCACCGUUGCCCACCUUCUGGACCUGGCAGGCAGCGCCGGUGGGACUGGGAGCUGGCGUAACCCCUCUGAGCCGCAGGAGCCGCUGGUGCAGGACCUGCAGGCUGCUGUGGCUGCCGUCCAGAGUGCCGUCCACGAGCUGUUGGAGUUUGCCCGCAGCGCCGUGGGCAAUGCUGCCCACACAUCUGACCGCGCCCUGCAUGCCAAGCUUAGCCGGCAACUACAGAAGAUGGAGGACGUGCACCAGACGCUAGUGGCACACGGUCAGGCCCUCGAUGCUGGCCGGGGAGGCCCUGGAGCCACCCCUGAGGACCUGGACCGGCUGGUGGCCUGCUCGCGGGCUGUGCCCGAGGACGCCAAGCAGCUGGCCUCCUUCCUGCACGGCAAUGCCUCGCUGCUCUUCAGACGGACCAAGGCCCCCGCUCUGGGGCCUGAGGGGGGUGGCACCCUGCACCCCAACCCCACUGACAAGACCAGCAGCAUCCAGUCACGGCCCCUGCCCUCACCCCCUAAGUUCACCUCCCAGGACUCACCGGAUGGGCAGUACGAGAACAGCGAGGGGGGCUGGAUGGAGGACUAUGACUACGUCCACCUGCAGGGGAAGGAGGAGUUUGAAAAGACCCAGAAGGAGCUGCUGGAAAAGGGCAGCAUCACGCGGCAGGGCAAGAGCCAGCUGGAGCUGCAGCAGCUGAAGCAAUUUGAACGACUGGAACAGGAGGUGUCGCGGCCCAUAGACCACGACUUGGCCAACUGGACACCAGCCCAACCCUUGGCCCCGGGGCGGACAGGUGGCCUGGGGCCCUCAGACCGGCAGCUGCUGCUCUUCUACCUGGAGCAGUGUGAGGCCAACCUGACCACACUGACCAAUGCCGUGGACGCCUUCUUCACCGCCGUGGCCACCAACCAGCCACCCAAGAUCUUUGUGGCGCACAGCAAAUUCGUCAUCCUUAGCGCCCACAAGCUGGUGUUCAUUGGGGACACACUGUCACGGCAGGCCAAGGCUGCUGACGUGCGCAGCCAGGUGACCCACUACAGCAACCUGCUGUGUAACCUCCUGCGUGGCAUCGUGGCCACCACCAAGGCCGCCGCCUUGCAGUACCCAUCACCUGCUGCUGCCCAGGACAUGGUGGAGAGGGUCAAGGAGCUGGGCCACAGCACCCAGCAGUUCCGCCGCGUCCUAGGCCAGCUGGCAGCCGCCUGAGGGCCGUGACCCCAGGAGGGAGGCGGGGGAGGGGCAUGGUGGUCCCAGUUCCCUGGCUCCCAUCUCAAGAGUCGCUGCGCCACAGGCUUAGAGACAGGACCCCAGCUCUGCCUCAGGCCUGGUACCCUUGAUGCCCAGGAAUCUGUAUAUAUUUAUGACUGGGCAGGGUGUGGGGCCAUGCCUCCCCAGGAGCCGAAGCCCAGGGGUCAGCCAGUGGCCUUCCCCAGCGUGCACCACGGGCCCGGGGCGGGUCACCAGGCAGGGUCUGGAGUGUGAGGGCCCCGCAGCCUCCAGGACCUCAUGCUGCCCCGAGGUCUGAGCCUGGCCCCGCGAGGGUGCCGUGUCCCCUGACAGGGCCAGUGCAGUUUGGUGUGUCCUCCGCCUUACCAGGAGAAGACCCUGAAGAACUAGAACUAUUUUUCAUUAUUGGUUUUCCAAUCAUUUGACUAAUAGUCUCCAUUUAAAUAAAGUUUUUAAAAUGAAGAGCAGCUGCCUGAGGGUGCCAGAUGAGAGCCUCCGGGGCAGGUGACGGUUCCAGGGAAGGCACCCAGGGGCAAGUGCCAUGCAUGGCAUCUCCCAGGAGGGCAGAGGAGUGGGUCUCUCCAGAAAAAAACUAAGGGACACUGAGGCUGGGUGUCUCCUGCAGGUGGGGUGAGGCCCUGGGAGCCAGGGCAGAGCCUGGGCCCAGAAGAGGAGUUGGGGUCAGUUUCGGAGCUACAAGGUCUGAGGCCCAGAAGGCACAGCCUGGGCGUGGCCCCCUCGAGCCCUAGGGAGCUGCCACAGCAGCGAGCACCUGCCCAUGCCCACAACUGGCAUCUGGAGCGAGGGCAGAUCGGGGCAGGAGCAGCUGCAGGAGGGGACGGGUUCCUGUGAGCUGAGGGCACCGUCAGGGGCUGCAUCUGGAACUCUGCUUAAAAGAAUCUCAUCCCAGCCUGUGGAACUCCCGAAGCACACGCGGAAUUACACGUGGAUCUGGCCUCCAAGUUGGGAGGGAGGGGCCUGGAGAAGACCUUUGCCCUGGGCAAGUGUGUGCCCCCCCGUGGCUCCCCCACCCAGCAGCCCGCAGCCUAGAUGGAAGCUCCAGGGUGCCUGGAACCCCUGGUGCUCCUCCCAGCCCUGACCAUUCUGCAUGUCAACAUGCGCCUUGGGUUCCCCAUCUGUAUGAAGAAGGGGGUAGUACUGGGUGAUGCUCAAACCCUCCUGAUCUUACCUCUACAGAGGGGUCCCCGUGACAGCAUCUGUCCCCUCAACUCAGCCACAUCAUGCUCAGCCCACCCUCCUUGGUGAGGACACAGAAGUAAAGGUGUAUGCAGUC